Colletotrichum spaethianum is the source of this 201-nucleotide messenger RNA. RefSeq lists its product as uncharacterized. The transcript has 2 exons. The coding region runs from base 1 to 201 and encodes 66 amino acids. Lineage: Eukaryota; Fungi; Ascomycota; Sordariomycetes; Glomerellales; Glomerellaceae. The record is from RefSeq and is a predicted model, not a curated record.
AUGGGCUGCCAGAACUGGGCUAUGUUGGCGCUUGGCGACGUCGCUUCGCUGGAAGCGCAAGUUGCAGAGUUGAGCCCUAGAGCUCUAAAGCGCCGAGCAGCGGACAUAAAGAAACGACUAGAAGAUGGUAUUGGGUACUUGGGUGUUCAAGAUAAGGCGACCCCCCUGAAACGCUUCAUGAAGCUGUUGCCGACGUUAUAG